GCCACGACGCCACACUUUGCCUCCAUCCCCGGAGAGCAUAGGAGUCAACCUCGAGUUGUGCUCCUUGGCUAGGCAGGAAGGGAGUAGCCAACGACCAUGGCCAGCUCAUCGACGAGCGCGGUAGCUGCCGCGGCGCUUCUCCGGCGGCAGCUUAAGCAGAUGCAAAACGCCACGGACCUCCCAGGCAUCUCGUGCGGUUUGGUGAAGGACAGCAACAUCUUCGAGUGGGAAGUGAUGCUGAUGAUCAACGACGACUGCAAAUACUACGGCGGAGGCAACUUCCGCGCGCACCUCACCUUCCCGCCCACGUACCCGCUCAUGCCGCCAAAGAUGGUUUUCCAGGCACCCGUGCCCUUUCACCCCAACAUCUACCCGAACGGCGAGCUCUGCAUCAGCAUCCUGCAUCCGCCGGAGGAGGACAAGUACGGGUACGAAGCCGCCAGCGAGCGGUGGAGUCCCGUGCAGACGCCCGAGACGAUCCUGCUGAGCGUGAUCAGCCUGUUUGAGGAUCCCAAUGACGAGAGCCCCGCAAAUGUGGAAGCGGCGCGGCUGUUCCGUGAGGAGAAGGAGGGGAAGAACAAAGAGUUCAGGAAGCGGUGUCGGAAGUGCGUGAGAGAGAGCCUGGGGGAGGACUGAGCUUAGAGAGUCGCUCUGCGGUGGUAUAAGCGGGGACUGGGGCUGGGAAGGUAUCUGACAACGAAGUGAGCUGGGUCCUCCCGGAGGUCUUGCAGCUCGAUUGCCGAGACUGGAGAGCGAGCUGCAACAACAUUGUGGCUGCUGGCAGGAGACAAGGUGGGAAGAGCAAGGGUAUAUUGCGACAGCCGGACAGCACAUAGUCCUCGACACGCAUACCAACGGGCGUACGCAGAACCAGCAGAUCGGGGGGCACAAGUAAGUAGAGGAAAACACCCAGACGCACACAAAUAUAACAAUCAGCGUUAUUGCCCCUCUCUUAUGCGCACACUCACGAGACCAAUCCCAAAACCAUGCCCAACUUCGAAUCCCACUCCUCAUCCCACCGCCUCCUCCCUUCCCUCACAGCCCCUUCCUUCAGCCUGUCUAACUCGGCCUUCCCGCCCACCCCCAAGAGCCGCACCAGAACGCCGGCCAACUCCUCGGCCGUCUCGAACCCGGUCCCGUUCUCCCCCUCCCUGACCAACUCAGCGAAGCUCUCGUAGCGCGAGUAGGCGGCGACGGGCAGGCCGGCGCCGAACAUGUCGACCACCUUCAUGGGCAGGUCGACGCCGGAGCUGCUGCGGUGCAGGCAGACGCCCAGGUCGGCGCACGCCAGCAGGCCGGCGUAGUCGGCGAAGGGCAGGAAGGCCGUCGCGACGCGCACGUUGGGCAGCCGCCCCGCGGCGGCGAGCG
This is a messenger RNA of Thermothielavioides terrestris NRRL 8126, 1368 nucleotides long. RefSeq lists its product as uncharacterized. The coding region runs from base 97 to 636 and encodes 179 amino acids. Gene Ontology annotation, cellular component: endoplasmic reticulum; cytosol. The transcript has 2 exons. The record is from RefSeq and is a predicted model, not a curated record. Lineage: Eukaryota; Fungi; Ascomycota; Sordariomycetes; Sordariales; Chaetomiaceae.